AUGGCCCGUCCAACGAGGCGACCCGGCGAGUCUUCGCCGCAAGGGCUUUAUCAGCUUGGUGUACAAGGACGAAAGACGGGUGCGAAGUUGAAGGAUGAUGGCAAACGCGAUUCACAAGGCAUGAUGCCUACAGAGGGUCUUUUCUCUUCUCCCGGAGGCAAUGCCACGCAAAAACUAGCGGUGCCGACAGAAAACCCAAUUCCAGAGGCAACGCCGCCACCAGAUGGAAAUGACGACGCCAGCGUUCCCAUGGACAUUGCUUCCAGUGGUGGUCCUGAGUCGAUCUCCAGGCAAAACAACUGCAAAGUCGCUCCGCUCGCCGGCGAAGCGACACCCGAAUAUAUCACCCUUGCGCCCGUCGCCUGA
Molecule: messenger RNA, 366 nt
Organism: Akanthomyces muscarius
Lineage: Eukaryota; Fungi; Ascomycota; Sordariomycetes; Hypocreales; Cordycipitaceae
Exons: 4
Coding region: 1-366 (121 amino acids)
Source: RefSeq, a predicted model, not a curated record